Molecule: messenger RNA, 3516 nt
Organism: Physeter macrocephalus (sperm whale)
Lineage: Eukaryota; Metazoa; Chordata; Mammalia; Artiodactyla; Physeteridae
Gene: CASP9
Product: caspase 9
Exons: 9
Coding region: 50-1408 (452 amino acids)
Biological process (GO): positive regulation of neuron apoptotic process; intrinsic apoptotic signaling pathway in response to DNA damage; proteolysis
Cellular component (GO): cytoplasm
Source: RefSeq, a predicted model, not a curated record
ACCCGGAAGCGGUCAGAGGCGGCCGGGGCCUCUCUGCCGUCUGCCCGACAUGGACGAAGCUGACCGGCGGGUCCUGCGGCAGUGCCGGGUGCGGCUGGUCAGCGAGCUGCAGGUGGCCGCGCUCUGGGACAAUCUGCUGAAUCGCGAGCUCUUCACCCCCGACAUGAUCGAGGACAUCCAGCGGGCAGGCUCUGGGUCUCGGCGAGAUCAGGCCAGGCAGCUGAUCAUAGAUCUAGAGACCCGAGGGAGUCAGGCCCUUCCUUUGUUCAUCUCCUGCUUAGAGGACACAGGCCAGGACACUCUGGCUUCGUUACUGAGAACCAGUAGACAAGCAGCAAAGCAGGAUCCAGAGGCCAUCAGACCCCUGGACCUCAAGCCUGUGGUGCUCGGACCAGUGAGCCUCAAACCAAAGGAGCUGAGAGGGGCAAAGCGGGAUCCAUCGAAGCCGAGCCAAGGAAAACUCGCUCCAGUGGUGCUGGGGCCUGAGGAGCUCUGGCCAGCCAAGCUCAGCCCCGAGGUUCUCAGACCAGAGGCACCCAGGCCAGUGGACAUUGGUUCUGGAGGAUUCAGUGAAAUCCGUGCUCAGGACAGAGCCAAGGGAAAUGCCGACUUGGCAUACGUUCUGAACGCAGACCCCUGUGGACACUGCCUCAUUAUCAACAAUGUGAACUUCUGCCACGAGUCGGGGCUCAGGACCCGCACGGGCUCCAGUAUUGACUGUGAGAGGAUGCAGCAACGCUUCCACUUGCUGCAUUUCGUGGUGGAGGUGAAGUGUAACCUGACUGCCAAGCAAAUGGUCCAGGCUUUGGUGCAGCUGGCGCAACGGGACCACAGUGCUCUGGACUGCUGCGUGGUGGUCAUCCUCUCUCAUGGCUGUCAGGCUAGCCACCUCCAGUUCCCGGGCGCUGUUUAUGGCAUAGAUGGAUAUCCCGUGUCUGUCGAGAGAAUCGUGAACACCUUUAACGGAACUGGCUGCCCCAGCUUGGGAGGGAAGCCCAAGCUCUUCUUCAUCCAGGCCUGUGGCGGAGAGCAGAAAGACCAGGGGUUUGAGGUGGCCUCCACUUCCCCUGAAGACAGGACCCCUGACAGCGACUCUGAGCCAGAUGCUACCCCGUUCCAGGAAGGCCCAGUCACCGUCGACCAGCCGGAUGCCGUGUCUAGUUUGCCCACACCUAGCGACAUCUUGGUGUCCUACUCCACCUUCCCAGGUUUUGUCUCCUGGAGGGAUACCAAGAGUGGCUCCUGGUACAUCGAGACCCUGGACAGCAUUUUUGAGCAGUGGGCUCACUGCGAGGACCUUCAGACCCUCUUGCUCAGGAACCUUCCUGCUCCAGCCCUGGUGGCGGCUGAGGCCUGGACUUUCCUACAACCGUGGCUGACACCCAUUGAAGGAUUCUGUAGCCUGUAGAGGUCUGCUCUUCCCCCGCUCCCCGGGCUGCAGACACGCUCCUAGCAGCUUUUAAAUUGGAGCCAAAUGACCGGCGAUGGAAGAAGAGGAGCAGAACGCCGUGGACACCACAGGGUUCUUUGCCAGUGGCCCGUUCCUGCCUAGUGGCUGUGGCCUGUGACCCCUGUGUUUUCUCUACAUCAGGGCUUCAAAGCCUCAGCACAGCUGACAUUUGGGGCCAGAGAAUCCUUAGUUGUGGGGCCGUCCUGUGCACUGUGGGAUGUUUAGCGGCACCCUUGGCCUCUCCCCACUAGAUGCGAGCAGCACCCCUUCCCCGAGUCGUGACAACCAAAACUGUCUUCAGACAUUGCCAAAUCUCCCUGGUGGGCCCCCACUGGAGAACCACUGAGUUACAGGAAAUUUUGGUGACAAACAGACCAGCAUCUCUUUUAGAUCAGCAGUUUGGGGCUACUAGAGUCUGAAGAGUUAGAAUCUGUGAAUCCUAAAUGAAGUUUUAAAAAUUAUCAAUUUUUGUGUAUAUUGCAGUGUUCUUAAAAACAAAACAAAACAAAACCUUAGGUGAAUAUGGACUCUCUUUCACCUAUUUCCCUCCCUCAUUUUGCUCUAACUCUUUAUUCUUCCUUAUAUAAAGGGGACUUCGGAUUUUUGGGAAACAUUUCCCCAGCUCUUAUUUCUUUGGACUUUCCCCCCUACCCCAUCACAGGAAGGUGACUGGGGUGGGAGCCGUGUGUUCGGGGAGGUUAAGUCACCUGUCCAAGGAACACAAUUAACCAGUGGAGAGGCCUGGCCAGGCCCAGGUCUUCUUGAGUCCAGCCCGCCCCUCCAGGUACCUUCCUGGCUGCAGGACCCGCACCCUUCCCCCCGCCACCAAGGCCUUUAAGCUGCCUCAAUCCCAGCCUGUUUCUUGCUUUCAGGGCCCUAGAUAUGAGGACGAUUUGCUAAUACGACUCUCACCAAGAUGUGAUUCAUGUAGUUGUCACUUUAUUAUUAUUUUCCUCCUGUGACCUUUCCAAGUCCGAAACAGUCCCGGGGACUUCUGGUGGUUAGUUAUUUUCAGUUAUUUUCAAUCACCUGCAGGACACACACAAGAAAAUAAUCAGGUUAACCCAGCAGAGCAGACCCUUGCUUGCAGGUUCCCGGCUUUCUCCCUCCCCGCUCCACGCUGCCCGUGUGAAUCAGGCGGCCCGCGUUGAAGCAGCUCUCCCUAGGGGCUCUAAUGAUGCUCCAGAGAAAAGAUGUCAUCACAGCUUUACACUGACCUGUUGGGGCUUCCUGUAAAAAGGAGUCUUAGCCUGGAGUUCAGUUUGGGCUUCAGGGCGGGGGGCCUGGGAACUCUUAAAAAAUUAUAUGCCAAACGUAUGGACGGGCAUGUUUGUAGAUUUCAUUUGUUUCUCAAAAGGCUUGAGAGCCCCUGAAUUGUUAACAAUCCCUGCUGUUGUCAAGGCACCAUCACGUGCUGAGAGUGGGGCUGUAACCCGUUUUCAGAGGCGGUUUGGCAUCUAGUAAACACCCUAACGUGCCGACUCCGUGAUCCAGUGACGCUGCUGGAUCUCUGUAGCAUAGAUGCUCUCAUCGGUGUGCAAGGAUAUGCGUCCAAGGAUGUUCAUUGCAGCCAUGUGAGAGUGGAAAAUAGGAAACAGAUGAAAGCUUCAUUCAUUAUAUUCAUACUAUGGAAUUGUAUUUAGCUGUUCAAAAGAAUGACAUAGAUAUAUGGGCUCACAUGUAUAAUAUGAUAUGGUGUUAAGUGAAACGACUAAGCUGCAGAACAGAGAACAGUAAUGGAGAGUAAAAUCCUAUUUUUGGUUAGAAGACAGUAUGUUUAUGUACGUAUAUAGAUAUUUUAUAGAUGCACCGAAAUAAAUCCAGAAGACCACACACCAAGCCAUUGGCUAUGAUUAUCUCUGGGGGGGUAGAACUGCAGAUGUCAUACAAGGGGGAUGUCUACUUUUUUACUUGAUACACUUUUAAUACGCUUGAUAUGCUUUUAAUAUUUUUACCAAGAGUAUGUAUUACCUUCUAAAAUAAAAAUAAAAAUAAAGCUGGUGAAUGCUGCAGAUUCAUGUGUUGCUGUCAUUCAGCGAACAUCUGUUGAAAGGAUGAAUGCCCUU